Empidonax traillii (willow flycatcher) is the source of this 2071-nucleotide messenger RNA. It is a transcript of the gene RNPC3, whose product is annotated as RNA binding region (RNP1, RRM) containing 3. Gene Ontology annotation, biological process: mRNA splicing, via spliceosome. NCBI's taxonomy places the organism in Eukaryota, Metazoa, Chordata, Aves, Passeriformes, Tyrannidae. Gene Ontology annotation, molecular function: U12 snRNA binding; pre-mRNA intronic binding; protein binding. Bases 3 to 1652 code for a protein of 549 amino acids. The transcript is spliced from 15 exons. The record is from RefSeq and is a predicted model, not a curated record. Gene Ontology annotation, cellular component: U12-type spliceosomal complex.
CAAUGGCGGCGCCAGGCUGUGGGGAGCUGCGGCUGGGGGGGCCGGGCGGUGCCCCGGGGCCGGUCCCGCCGCUCCCCGGCGGUGUUCCGGGGCCAGGGACUGUCCCGGGGCCGGUCCCGCCGCUCCCCAGCGGUGUCCCGGGUCCAGGAGCUGUCCCGCCGCACCCCGGCGUGUCUCGGCGGCGCGGGCGGACGCUGUUGGUGCGGCACCUGCCCGCCGAGCUGACGGCGGCGGAGAAGGAGGAUCUGCUGCAGCACUUCGGGGCCGUGUCUGUGCGCGUCCUGUCGGACCACGGGCGGCUGAAACAUACUGCUUUUGCCACUUUUCCCAGUGAAAAUGCAGCUGCAAAGGCUUUAUCAAGGCUGCAUCAGCUGAAACUUUUAGGUCACACCUUAGUUGUUGAAUUUGCGAAGGAGCAAGAGAGUGUUCAGGUCCUUAGCCAGCCUUCUGUCUCAGAGAAGUGUAAAAGUUCAGAAGAACCAGUGAAAGAAGAAGAGAAGGUAGAACCAAGCUGUGUUAAAAUAGAGAAUGGAAUUGCACCGAGCCAUGGCCUCACCUUUCCCAUCAAUUCCUGCCUCAAAUAUUUGUACCCACCACCUUCAAGUGCAAUUCUAGCAAAUAUAGCAAAUGCCUUGGCAAGUGUGCCCAAAUUUUAUGUCCAGGUACUUCAUCUAAUGAAUAAAAUGAAUCUUCCUCCACCUUUUGGACCAAUUACUGCUCGCCCUCCCAUGUAUGAAGAGUAUUUACCAGUGCCUGUGCCACCUCCCCCAAUCCCACCUCUGCCUCCUGAAGAGCCUCCUUUGCCUGAAGAGGAAGAAGAGCAACUGUCUAGUGGGGAUGAAUCGGAAUACGAAAGUGAUAAUGAUGAGGAAAAGGAGAGAAUGACCAAGUUGAUGGAAUUAGCAACCCUUCAGCCUAAAAGACCAAUAAACACGAAGAGACGUGGUGUUAGAAAAAAGCAAAGAAUUAAAGACUUAUUGAGUGUUCCUGUGUGUGCUCCCCACAGUAAUUUGCACCCCACACUGUCACCUUCAGAUGUCUUUGAGCAGCCGCAGCAUGUAGGUCAUAAAAAAAUUGAGUUUCAUAUUAGUACUGACAUCCCAGCUGUUCUUCAGAUAAACUCAGAGAAAGAAGAAAAAAAUGAUCUUUCUGCAGCCACAGAAGAAAUCAAUAAUACAGGCUUUGGAAGGAUUUUCCCAGCUCCUAGCUCAAAUGAUAAAAUGGAAACUGAAGAGGAAGAUGAUGAAAUACCAUCAGAAUUUAUUUCUAGAAAGGAUCUAGAAAAAAAUAGACUUUCCAGAGAAGAAAUGGAAAAAUUUUCUGUUUUCAAAAACUAUGAGCCAGGUGAUCCAAAUUGCAGGAUAUAUGUGAAGAAUUUAGCUAAACAAGUCCAGGAAAAGGAUCUCAAGUUCAUUUUUGGAAGAUAUGUUGACUUCCAAUCAGAAGUGGAACGAAAUAUGUUUGAUAUACGUUUGAUGAAAGAAGGCCGUAUGAAGGGACAGGCCUUCAUUGGACUUCCUAAUGAAAAAGCAGCUGCUAAAGCACUAAAAGAAGCAAAUGGAUAUGUCUUAUUUGAAAAACCCAUGGUGGUUCAAUUUGCUCGUUCAGCUAGACCAAAACAGGAUACCAAUGAAGGGAAAAGGAAAAAAUAGAACUCUGCACAAGAAACAUUCCUGCGUAAAUACUGCAGUAAUACUGUCAUGCAGAGUGUAUCCUUUCUUGUUGUAUCCUUUUUUUGUGCAAUGUUUCCCGUAGCACUCAACUACAUCGAAGUUUUCAUAUAGAGUAGGUGUGGGGAGGAGUUAACAUGUUUAAAGCCUGAGCUAAUCUGGUAAUUUUGAAAAGCAAAAGGUGCUUUUUCAGGGGGAAAAAAGAAAUCACUGAGUUUUCUGUGUUGUGUGAAUAGACACUUUAAAGGUUCUUAGUCUUUUUCCUCAAAGGUCAUAUACCUUACUAAUUUGUGGUCCCAUUCCUUAGUGGAACAGUUCUAGCUCAAACAAGCUAAUGUAUGUGGAGCUGUGCUAAGCUCACACUGAGGGUGGCACUUUGUUUUCCUUUAAAUAAAUAUUAU